Prunus dulcis (almond) is the source of this 1838-nucleotide messenger RNA. RefSeq names its product NAC domain-containing protein 100-like. Gene Ontology annotation, biological process: regulation of DNA-templated transcription. The record is from RefSeq and is a predicted model, not a curated record. Bases 579 to 1637 code for a protein of 352 amino acids. The transcript has 3 exons. NCBI's taxonomy places the organism in Eukaryota, Viridiplantae, Streptophyta, Magnoliopsida, Rosales, Rosaceae. Gene Ontology annotation, molecular function: DNA binding.
AUUGCACGCAUUAGACGACUUUUGUAAAACUAGGUAGUUUCAAAAUAACUAACAACGUGACUUUGGUCCCUAAAUCUCUCUUUACCUAAAGUCAAUAAUUACAGAUAGAGAGUUUAAAUUUGGAAAGAAGAGAACAGUUCUUAGCUAUCUCAUUUACAUGCAGGUGAUAGAGGUCAGUCGCCAGCUCCAAAGUCAAGAAGAAGGGAAUUAUUACAGAAAAGUUAAAAGGGGAGCCUGAAAUUUUGAAACUGCCCACCAAGCUGCCUUACAACCCACGUUUCUUUCUCCCCAAAACCUGUAUUUAACGGGGUUCUGUACCUCUCGACACAAUUUUUUUCCCUGGGCAAAACAUCUUUGAACAUCUCUCAGUUAAUUAGAAGCUUUUCAGCUUCAUACCUUUUUUUUCCUUAUCACACAACAUCUUAGCUCUGUUUUCCUUGUGUGUAAAAGUUUUUUUGUAGAAACCAGUUUGAAAUUUAUAGUUGUUUGGGAUUUUUCUGUGUUGAUUUCUGGAAUUUAGGGCUUAUUGGUGAAACCAAUUUGAGAUUCAGAGAGGGUUUUAGUGGGAAAUUGAAGGAAUGGAAAAUGCUUCUGGGUUUAGUAAGGAAGAUGAAAAGAUGGAAUUGCCUCCAGGGUUCCGAUUUCAUCCGACUGAUGAAGAACUCAUAAGUCAUUACCUUUCUCCUAAGGUUCUUGACAGCUGCUUUUGUGCUACAGCUAUUGGUGAGGUAGAUUUGAACAACUGUGAGCCCUGGGAUUUGCCUUGGAAAGCUAAAAUGGGUGAAAGGGAAUGGUAUUUCUUCUGUGUGAGAGACAGAAAAUACCCAACUGGUCUAAGAACAAACAGAGCAACUGAUGCCGGGUACUGGAAAGCCACAGGAAAAGAUAAGGAGAUUUACAAGGCCAAAACCCUUGUUGGGAUGAAGAAGACUCUGGUUUUCUACAAAGGAAGGGCUCCCAAAGGUGAAAAGACCAACUGGGUCAUGCAUGAGUACAGAUUGGAAGGCAAAUACUCUGCCUACAAUCUCCCCAAAACAGCAAAGAACGAGUGGGUGAUUUGCAGAAUUUUCCAAAAGAGUAGCGGUGGGAAGAAAACUCAUAUUUCAGGGUUGGUGAGGUUGGGCUCUUUCGGGAACGAAUUGCGCCCUUCUUUAUUGCCACCUUUAAUGGAUUCUUCACCCUACAACAGCGACACGAGAACCACCGUCUGCGAAACGUCUCACGUUUCCUGCUUCUCCGAUCCGAUGGAGGAUCAGAGGACUCAGGAUGAUAUAAUUGACAGCUUCCAACACAACCACCACCACAACAGCAGCAACAGCAACCACAACCCUCUUUUAGCUUCUUCGUCUCGCUCAAACCCCUCUGCUCACUUAAACCCUUUCGACUCCAACCAAAUCACACCAAACAUCGGAUUCUUGCAGCACCAAGACUCUGUCUUGAUGCAGGACCAGUCCUUCCUGAGGAUGCUGCUUGAAAACCAAGCGCCAAACUUGAGGCGCAGUGCAAAAACAGAGCUCUCACAGGACACAGGCCUGAGCAUGGAUGUCUCUUCCGUUGUGUCGAACAGGGAAAUGGUUCAGGACGAUCCUUCAUACUCAUCUGCCCCUAUAGAAUUUGACAGCCUCUGGAAUUAUUAGUUGGAAGAUUAGCAUGAAUUAAGAGAGGGUUUUCAGGGAUUUGUAAUUAAUUGUUGCUAAAUUAUAGUCUCCGUGUAUAGAUACUCUUGAUUGAAUCAUAGAAGAACCAAGAAAGAAAAAAUAUCCAUGGGAUGAAUAUGAUUAUCACUUGUUUGUGUAAAAUUGAUUCGUUACUGAAUGCUAAUUCUUAUGAAUUUGGUA